Messenger RNA from Penicillium alfredii, 1134 nucleotides. RefSeq names its product glutamine amidotransferase subunit DUG3. The transcript is spliced from 4 exons. The record is from RefSeq and is a predicted model, not a curated record. Lineage: Eukaryota; Fungi; Ascomycota; Eurotiomycetes; Eurotiales; Aspergillaceae. The coding region runs from base 1 to 1134 and encodes 377 amino acids.
AUGUGCCGAUUGCUGAUCUACAAAGGCCGAGAUGAGAUUCGUCUCAGCAAGCUGGUCACCGAGCCAAGCCACUCGAUUCUCACGCAGUCCUACGACUCGCGAUUAAGACUGGAUAAUCGGCGUCCUGUCAAUGGCGACGGCUUCGGGGUUGGUUUCUACACAGACCCCAAACUCGGACCAGAGCCAUGCAUCUUCACCUCGACGCUGCCGGCCUGGAACUGCGAGAACCUGGAGCGGCUCGCGUCGAAGACCUGCUCCAGCCUCAUCUUUGCGCAUGUGCGGGCAACCACUGAGGGAUCCCUCGCUGAUAACAACUGCCACCCGUUCCAGCACCAGACUCUGAUGUGGAUGCACAACGGCAACAUCGGCGGGUGGAAUUACGUCAAACGCAUGCUGGCAAGCUCGCUGGCGGACCGCUGGUUUAUGGGUGUCCGGGGCGGCACUGACAGCGAGUGGGCGUUUGCGCUGUUCCUUGAUCUACUGGAGAAGGAGGGCGUUGAUCCGAGUGCUGACCCCGGACCCGAGGGAUUCGGACAAGCUCUGCUGCGUCGCGUGAUGAUGAAGACGAUUGCCAAGAUCAAUGAGUUUGUGCGCGAGAUCCCUGAAAAGUACAAUGUCACCGGGGUCGAGACACGGAGUCUGCUGAACUUUGCCGUGACGGAUGGACACACGGUCGUCUGCACUCGGUAUAUCAGUAGCAAGACCGAUGAGCCGGCUAGUCUGUACUUCUCGUCGGGCACCAAAUGGAAGGAGGGCAAGACGAAGGGCCACUUCAAGAUGGAGCGACAUGACAAAGGCGCGGAUAUUGUCCUGGUGGCAAGUGAACCCAUCACUUUUGAACGACACAACUGGGUGUCUGUUCCAACCAAUUCAGUGGUUACCAUCCACAAACAGACCGUGUUGCUCCACCCAAUCCUAGAUGAGUUCUACGGCGAGGACCUGAACCAGGACCGUUCUUCUUGCUACGCCGUAUCCAAGGGCCUGGUCAGCACCGCUCCCGGCACCACUGUGCCACCCCAGAGGGUCAAUGAACCCUGUGGCUCUACUGCACCGAAGCCCGCCGUCGACGUAAACGGCGUGAAUAUGGAGAGGCCUCGGCCCAGCCAUGCUGCUAAAUGUGCCGUGUCACAUUGA